Messenger RNA from Geodia barretti, 1429 nucleotides. Lineage: Eukaryota; Metazoa; Porifera; Demospongiae; Tetractinellida; Geodiidae. The record is from the annotation of a GenBank genome assembly.
AACAGCGUUCCAAAGUACGCAGCCUCGUCUGCAGGAGGGCUGAGCGGCAACAGAGCGCGCGCCACAUAUUCUAGACGAGUGGAGGAUCGAAUGAGCGAUGGCGGAACCCGAGGAGCAAGCCGAGCUACUUACACCAGAAACAGAAGCCCCGCAAGGCGAGGAAGCGCUUGCGCCGGAGAUUGCUGAUGAACCGGAGAAAGCCGCCGCCGAGGAAGUCGUAGAAGAGGAUGCGACUGCUACGGGCGGGGCGGAGCCCCCCGCGGAGCCUGAACAAGAGCCUGAGUUGGCGGCGGACCAGUAUCCUCAAGAGGAGGUGGAGGAACAGCAACCAGCGGAGCCAGAGCAGCAACCUCCAGAGGAACCCGAGUACGCCGAGCCGCCCACCGAAGAAGAUAUGGCCGAGGCAGAAGCGACGUUGCCUCCGGAGGAUGCGACGACGGGCGAAACUCCCGCCGCAACCGACGGAGAUAUUGAUGAGCCGAUCGAGAAGGAGCCGGACGAGCAAGACAAGGAGCCACUGACAGACAUGCAGGCACUGGAGGAGGAUUUGACAAAGUUUCGGCACUGCAUCGAGAACAUUGGGACGCAGCUGGACGACGAACUGAACAGACAAGACAUGAGAAAACUGCGAGCCAGCAUCAGACAGAAGGCCACUCGAAUGGAAAACGACCUCAAAGACCGACAAAAGACAAAAGACCAGAUGACACCGCAGGAGAGGAUCCACCUCCAGCAGGUCAUCAAGCAGCUGGACACUCAACUCACCAGCUACCACGAGCUCCUCGAGAGAGAGAGGACCAUGACCCGGCGACACCCUCUCGUCGGAGUAAAUCUUGAAGAGGAAGGCAGAACUGUGGACCAUGCCGCCACUCCAGGCCAGGCUCAGGCAAUGCUCAAGGCAAAUGCGAAGGACAGAGAAAAUGAGCACGUGGAGCUAAUGGAGAUGGAACGGGAUAUUCUUGGACUCCAGGACAUACAGACAGACCUGGCAACUCUAAUUGGAGAACAAGCUGACGAUGUCAAACUAAUUGAACAGAAUGUGGAGAGGGCAGGUGAUAGAGUGGAGCACGGUCAAAGCCAGAUGAAGAAGAGCGUGGAACAUGCCCAAAGCUCUCGCAAGAUGCUGUGCAUUGUACUCACCUGUGCUUCCACAUUCGCCACCUUUGUCAUCAUCCUCCUGGUGAUAGUUAUGGCUGUCAUUCUCACUCGACAGUGACUCCUUCCCUUAUCAGAAAAACAAAUUCCCCACAGUAAUAGUUUUUAUUCCUCACACUAAAGAAUGUUUGUAUAUAAUUAUAUAAUAAUUAUUAUGAAAAAGCUUUUUUCUAUACACAGUAAUAGUUUUUUUAUUCGUCACACAAAAAAUGUAUUUUGUAAAAGCGGAUUGUCAUUUUUUUAGUCGCGAUCGCGAUAAAAUGGCAUUGCCACACAA